Messenger RNA from Schistosoma turkestanicum, 5039 nucleotides. The record is from the annotation of a GenBank genome assembly. Lineage: Eukaryota; Metazoa; Platyhelminthes; Trematoda; Strigeidida; Schistosomatidae.
AUGUUCCACACUCACAUUCGCUCUUCAUUUUUGAUCAAUCCACCUUAUUUUGUGUUUGGUUUUGAUGCUUUUCGCCCCUCAGAAUCAUCCUUCAAUGAGACAGUGGAAACAAAUAGUUCAAUCCAUUCAACAGUUGAUCUAGCGCCUAUAGAUGAUAUGACAAAUGAUAAUUUUACCACUACUGACACUGACACUAUUGCUGCUACUUCGUCUACUAGUACUAAUACUACGAUUUCAACAACAACAACUAUUACUACUACUACUAAUAUUAAUAAUACUGCUACUACUACUGACACUGACACGAAUAGUUCGAUUACUGACACUGUCACUACUGAUGCUACAUCUGCCACUAGCGAAGUCAAUCAAUCGAAAUCAUUCUUCAAUGAGAAAGUGGAAACACUUAGUUCAGACCAUGUGACAGUUGAUUUAACGCCUACUAAUUCCGUAACAAAUAAUACUUUUACCACUACUGAUACUGACACUACUGAUGCUACUUCGUCUACUAUUGCUACUACUACAAUUUCAACAACAACAGCUAUUGCUACCACUAAUACUAAUAAUACUGUUACUACUACUGACAAUGAUACGAAUAGUUCGAUUACUGACACGGUUACAAAUAACACUACAACUGCCACUGAUAAAGUCAAUGAAUCAAAAUCAUCCUUCAAUGAGACAAUGGAAACAAAUAUUUCACACCAUGCAACAUUUGAUGUAACGCCUACUGAUGCGGUAACAAAUAAUGCUGUUACCACUACUGAUAAUGACACUACUGCUACUACUAAUACCACUACUAGCGCUACUACUACGAUAUCAACAACAACUACUACUAUUAAUACUAAUUGUACUACUGACACUGACACGAAUAGUUUGAUUACUGAUACUGUCCCAAUUAAUACUACAACGGCCACUGAUGAAGCCAACCAAUCGAAUACUGUUGAAUAUUCAAGAUUAUUACCUCCGGACAAUGUGACAAUCACAAAUAUCACCUCGGAUUCAUUUGUUAUUUUAUGGCAUCUAUCCAUUUCUCCUAGUCGAUCGAGUGCUUUCGCUUAUGAAAUAUUGAUAAAUAGUCCACAAAGGCCUGCGAUUAUUAUUAUUAAAAAAAAUGCUUCAAAUUCUUUUCAAUUGAACGAACGCAUUGAUAAUUUAACAUCAUGUAGUUUUUAUGUUGUGCAAAUUAAAAUACAUGAUUUAACUCGGAUGAAAUCAAGUGAUUGGUCAAUGCCAGUAUUGACAACUACUCUGAUGCCACAUCAUAUUAUUCAAACGUAUUUUGAAGUAGAAAAUCUCACUCCAAUUAGUCAAAAAGUAAAAUGGAGUAAAUUAUGCAUACCAAAUGAAUGUAUAGCAUUAAUUCAAUUAGUACAAAUCAAUGCAAAAACUUUCCAUGAAUUCACUAUCAAUUUACCAAUAAAUGAAACAGAAUAUACAUUUGAUAAUUUGGUACCAUCCACACAAUAUACCUACCAAUUAAAAGUGAUUUCACCAUUUGGUAAUUAUUUAAGACAUUAUAUUUCAAUUACUACAACAACAACUACUACUACUUUACCAUUACCUCACCUAUUCAAUACAAGUAUCAAACCACCAAAACAUAUACAAAUCUUCAAUAUCACAUCCAAUUCAUUUAUGAUUAAUUGGUCAACAGUAAAAACUACUGCUAAUAAUAAUAAUAGUGAACUUGAAAAUUCUACUUAUGCUGAAAUUUUGAUUAACACUCAAAACCAAUCAUCAUCCACAUUAUUAUCAUCAUUGUUUAUAAAAAAUAUUUCAAAUGAAUUAGUUCAAACAAAAAUUGACAAUUUAACAGCUUGUUCAAUGUAUACAAUACAAAUGAGAUUAGUAGUGAAAUUUGGUGAUACAAUAUAUAGUGAUUGGUCUAAACCAAUCACUGUAUUUACUUCAAUUCCAAAUAUUACAAAGAAUAUUUCAUUAGAAAUUAGAAACUCUGGUAGAAAUCUACAACAAUUACAAUGGAUUCAAUUGAAUGAUAGUGAUUUUUUAGAAAAUCAAUGUAAAUCCUACUUAGAAGUGAUUCGAUGCGCGCAUCAUGUAUCAUAUCAUUGUGUGAAAGUAAAUUUAUUUGUUAAUGAAACCACUUACCUGUUUGAUAAUUUAAAACCGUUAACCAUGUAUACAUAUAGUAUGAAUUUAAUUUCACCAUUUGGUAAUAUCAGUAAUAUUUACAUGAGGUCUACAACUGAAACAUUACCUAAUGGUCCAAAUGCUCCAGUCAAUUUAUCUAUCAGUCAUAUCUCAUCGAAUAAACUUACUUUACACUGGCAAAAUCCACCAUCAUCACAACAUCCCUCUUUUAAUGUACAAUGUUUUUUUAUAUACAAACGUGAAUCAAUUGACUGGUUCGGUGCAGUGGAUGAGUACAAAAUUUGUAAUAAUAAUGAUAAUUUGAAUCAGUUUAAUAUAACAUCAUUAAUACCUGGUAGACAAUAUACAUUUUAUAUGAAAUCUCAAGAUACUGUCCAUGGAUUGCAUAGUGACAUGUCAAAUGUUAUUAGUGCAACAACUUAUCCAUCAAAACCAAAUCCACCAAUCAACUUAACCGUCAUUCAUAUUUUAUCCAAUCAAUUAACAAUUCAAUGGACUGAACCAUCAACAAUACAAGAUUCUUCUGCAUUUCAAAUUCAACAAUAUUUCAUUUAUUAUCGGCUUACAUUGAAUGUGAAUGCGCCAUUUACAAUAGAAUCGUCAACUAUUUCUUCCAAGAAUCAUCAUUUCAAUACGCAUCGAAUUAGUUCAUUGCUACCUGGUAGAUAUUAUACAGUCUUUAUGAAAUCUUAUGAUUCUAUAUAUGGUUUAUAUAGUAAUGCGUCCAAAUCAAUUAUAGUUUAUACUUAUCCAGAUACUCCUGAUCCACCUGUAAAUGUUACAUUUAUUGAAAUUAGAUCAACACAACUACGUGUUGUAUGGACACCUCCUCCUACUACUACUCAAAACAAUUCAGCAUUCAAAAUCAAUUGUUAUCUAGUUAACAUACGUCCAACAUUUAACAUAUUCAGUCAACAAUUUCAACAAUUCAAUGUUUGUCAUUCCAAUGUGUAUAACAUUAAAUCAUUAUUACCAGGAGUAAAUUAUACAGUCUAUGUUAAAUCAUUUGAUUCCAUAUAUGGAAUUGAAAGUUCACCAUCAAAUUAUAUUACAGCUAUCACUUAUCCAGAUAAACCAAUGCCACCAGAAAAUCUUACAGCAGUCAAUAUCAAAUCAAGUCAAUUUACUAUUCAAUGGUCACACAGCAGGUCAGAUGUUACAUUUACACAUAUUUGUUAUGUUAUUUAUGUAAGACCAACUUUACACAUUAAUGAUCCAUUUCAACAAUACAAUAAUAUAUGCACAGAACACAAUCAAUACACAUUGAGUUCAUUAUUAUUUCAAACUCAUUAUACGGUAUAUUUGAAAUCAUUUGAUCAGAAUUAUGGCUUGUAUAGUGAUGCAACUAAAUCAUUGUUAAUUUAUACUUAUCCAACAUAUCUUCAACUACCAGUCAACAUAACAAUUUCACACAUUGAUGUAUAUGGUUUUACUAUACACUGGAAUCAUCAUCAUCCUUCAAUAAUACAUGAUCGUACAUUGGAUAAUAAAUUUUAUUAUUAUGUAUUUAUCAAACCAUUAGACGAUCGAACCAACGAAGCUAUAAUGAAAUUCAAUGCUGGUUUAUUAACUACAAAUUUUCAUAUUUCUAAUCUUUCAUCCAAUACAUGGUAUGCUGUAUAUUUGCAAAGCAUAUAUAUAACUACUGAUUAUCAAAUUAGUAGUAUAAAGUCAGAAGAGAUUUUUGUACGUACAUAUCCUGAAACUAUUCAACGUGAUAGCCUUAAUCAAUUGACAAAUUUGGCGUUACAAAUUCCAUCUAAUCAACCAGCAGAAACUUCGCUUCAAAAAGAUACUAUGAUUAGUCUAUAUUUACCAUUAUCAAAAUUAAAUGAUUUAAAACCAAAAAUUUACAUUGUUUCACUUGUAGUGAAACCAACUAGAAAAGAUGAUGAACUUAUUUGUUCUGAAGGUUGUACAAUGAAAAUGAACUACACUGAUAUCAAUGAUUUGAAUUUAAUUGAAUCGGUUAGUGAAGUAUUAUAUGAAGAUGACAUAUCGAAAUGUUGUCAAUAUUGGCCAAAUGAUAUACAUGAAUCAUUAACAUUCCAAUCGGAUUGUUUAAAAUUAGAAGUAACUUUACUAUCAGAAGAAGAUCAUCAUAUGUAUAUAUUACGUAAACUUUACAUUACUUCUUCUAUCAAUAGUCGAUUGAAUAAAUCAACAAUCAAUGGUAAAUAUGUGAUCCAGUUGCAUAUGACCACUUGGCCAGAUUUUGAUGUACCAAAAUUAAAUGAAUUUCAGCUAUUUAUGAAAGAUUAUCAUGAAAUAAAAUGCAAUGAGUCACAUCGUGAUUCACCAACACUUGUCCAUUGCACAGCUGGUGUUGGUCGAACUGGUACAUUUAUUAUUGCAGAUUUAUUACAACAGUAUAAAGAAUCUAAUUGUAUGUAUUAUGAUAUACCCGGUAUGAUUUUACAAUUAAGACGAUGUCGUCCAUCAAUGGUACAAAAAGUUGCACAAUACAUAUUUCUUUAUCAAUAUGCUUAUACAUUAUUUCAAUGAUGUUGUUGUUGUUGUUGUUUACAAAACACAAAAAAAAUCACAAACUGUGUAAACAACUCUUUCAAUUGAGAUUUGGAUUAUUAUUAUUAUUAUUUUUAAUUUGAAAAUAAAAAAACAACAACAACAUUUCGUUUUCAGUCAACAGAAAUUACAAUUUUCACAAGUGACAAAAUUCAUCAUUUAUACGAAAAUUUUUCCGUUGCUUUAAGCCGGUGCACACAUUCUUCUUUCAAACAACAAACAACAACAACUACUACUACCUAUUAAUUUUCCAUGUGAUUUCGUUUUUUUGGUAUAAAAUCAAUGUAGUGAUGUCUGUCGUUAUUUUGUCAAUAAUAUUAAAUAAGAACCUAAUAAAACGAUUACUGUCUCAUUCAAUCAUCAUUUCCAUUUAAAUGUAUUUUUGAUGUGUAUUUAUUUUUCUGAGAAAA